Rosa rugosa (rugosa rose) is the source of this 1308-nucleotide messenger RNA. RefSeq names its product rac-like GTP-binding protein ARAC1. The transcript has 7 exons. Gene Ontology annotation, cellular component: plasma membrane; cell cortex; cytoplasmic vesicle. Gene Ontology annotation, biological process: regulation of cell shape; small GTPase-mediated signal transduction; cortical cytoskeleton organization. Bases 376 to 969 code for a protein of 197 amino acids. Gene Ontology annotation, molecular function: GTPase activity; protein kinase binding; GTP binding. NCBI's taxonomy places the organism in Eukaryota, Viridiplantae, Streptophyta, Magnoliopsida, Rosales, Rosaceae. The record is from RefSeq and is a predicted model, not a curated record.
UUGUUGGCGAAUAAUCCGUUUCGCUAAAACGAACGCUUCCAGCGGCAAAAAAAUUUCGCGGCCAAAAAAAAAAAAAAAGCUCCGAACUUUUGUGUUUGUUUCUCUUUCUUUGAUCUCCAACUCCAACCACAUUUUCAAUUUAGCUUCCCACAAAAUCCCCCAUCUCUCUUUUUCUCUCUCUGUUCCAAAUUUAGGGUUAGGGUUUCGAUCAUCGUCUCUGAGAUUGGGUGCUGGGUUUCGAUCGCACAGAUGUGUAGUUGAAGCAGCGGAGGAAGGAGGAGGAGGAGAGCAAGAAGAAGAAGAUCGGGUCCUCAGGUGAAGAUCUGGGGCUUGGGUUUCUUUCUACUUUGGGAAAGUGAGAGCCGGAAAUCGAAAAUGAGCGCGUCCAGGUUCAUAAAGUGUGUGACUGUUGGCGACGGAGCUGUGGGCAAGACGUGUCUGCUUAUCUCCUACACCAGCAACACCUUCCCCACCGAUUACGUGCCUACUGUUUUCGACAAUUUUAGUGCAAACGUGGUUGUCAAUGGGAGCACUGUUAACCUUGGGUUGUGGGAUACAGCUGGACAGGAGGACUAUAAUAGAUUAAGACCCUUGAGUUAUCGUGGGGCUGAUGUUUUUAUACUGGCAUUCUCCCUGAUUAGCAAGGCCAGCUAUGAAAAUGUGUCCAAGAAGUGGAUCCCGGAAUUGAAGCACUAUGCGCCUGGUGUUCCAAUCAUUCUUGUUGGAACCAAGCUUGAUCUGCGGGAUGACAAGCAGUUCUUUAUUGACCAUCCGGGUGCUGUGCCUAUUACUACCGCUCAAGGAGAGGAGCUCAGGAAGCUAAUUGGAGCACCAGCAUACAUUGAGUGCAGUUCAAAAACACAGCAGAAUGUGAAAGGGGUGUUCGAUGCAGCCAUAAGGGUUGUCCUUCAACCUCCCAAGCAGAAGAAAAAGAAAGGGAAAGCGCAGAAGGCAUGCUCCAUAUUGUGAUUGGAAAUAGGUGUAAAGAGAUAAUGACCAUCCAUUCUGCCUGUAUUCCCCUCCCGCCCCCUUUCUCCCCUAAUCUUUUUCCCUUUUGUCAUGAAGAAGUUGGAGUCAGUCAGUUGUUCCUGUCCGACAAUACUCUAGGUCUCUAUGAAGCAUCAGGUGGUUUGGUGUUGCAUUCUUAGAAUUGUUGUGAUCUCUUAUUGUUGAAUUGUAUGGUUUCCAACUUUUUCUUAACUGCGGUUUUAAUUUCAGUUAUGUAUUAAUAGGCUGGACUCCCAGUUAGGAAAACGACCUUGUUUUGCAUGGACACGGUUUAUAUUUAUUACUAUUGUUGUGGUUGAA